AUGGUAAGAGCAUCCCCGAAAAAGGUACCCAACCCUCAUCCAACCUACAACGAGAUGAAGAUGAGCCGCCAAGCCGUCGCCGCUUUCAUCAAGUCCAAUUACGGUGUUGACAACAGAACCGCGCUGAAUAAGUCCCUCAAGGCCCUUGUGGAGACCGGUACCGUGUCCCAGGCGAAGGCAUCUUACAAGUUGGCGGCUGGUCAAAGGCCAACGGUGACUGCUCCAAGCAAGCCCACUAGGGCGCCUUCGAAGCCUAGCAAGGCCCCUCCCAAGAAGGCGUCCUCUCCCGCUAAGAAAAAGGCCGGUGCUAAGGCUUCUGCUGCCACCACUAAGAAGGCAUCACCCAAGAAGACCUCCACCAAAGGGAAGAAGGCACCCCCAACGAAGAAGACUGUAGCUAAGAAGACCUCUGGAAAGAAGAGCCCUGCUGCUGCCAGGAAGAAGAAAUCCCCCGUCAAGAGGGGAGGCGGUAGAUCGGGCAGGUCGUAA
Perkinsus marinus ATCC 50983 is the source of this 489-nucleotide messenger RNA. Its product is annotated as Histone H1, putative. Gene Ontology annotation, molecular function: DNA binding. The transcript is spliced from 2 exons. The record is from RefSeq and is a predicted model, not a curated record. Lineage: Eukaryota; Perkinsozoa; Perkinsida; Perkinsidae. The coding region runs from base 1 to 489 and encodes 162 amino acids. Gene Ontology annotation, cellular component: nucleosome. Gene Ontology annotation, biological process: nucleosome assembly.